AUGGAGGGAAGCAUUGUUGCGAAAGUAAAAAGAAAAUUUGAUUUGCAAAGUGCUUUUGUUGAUAGACGUGCCAAACAGAUAAAGAAGUUUUAUGAAGAGGUUCAAGAGAAGAUUCUUUGUCAGAAUGUUAAGGAUCAAUGGCAAGCCAACAAGCAUAAAAGACCGGCUAAAUUCAAGGAAGGAGAUUUAGUGUGGAUUCAUCUAAGGAAGGAACAGGUUGGAUUGGGUCUCAUUGGUUUUGGCAUCUUUUUCACAUUUCUUGCUGUAAUUCUUUUCUUUGAUAAGGGAUUGCUUGCUCUAGGGAAUAUAUUUUGGCUAACAGGGGUGGCCCUUUUGCUUGGUUGGCAGUCUACUUGGAAGCUCUUUACUAGUAACUACAAGGGUACUGGCUGCUUUGUUCUUGGGCUCUUUUUCUUAUUUGUACGAUGGCCACUAGUUGGAAUGAUCUUGGAAAUCUAUGGCUGCAUCGCUCUCUUUGGUGGGUUUUGGCCAACUGUGAAGGUUUUCCUCUUCCAGAUUCCAGUUGUUGGAUGGAUCAUACAGUAUCCUCUCAUGUGCAAUGCAUUCAGAUCUAAUACAAUCACGAGAAUACAGACAUCUUAUUACAACAUAGAACCCGUUGAUUGACCUACUCUGGCACUGAGUUAAGUUACUGCACAAAAAUGUUUAAUUUUUUAAACUGGUUAGAUAGUGGUUCAACAAUUAAUGAUUGAUUUAUGUUUGUUUCUUGAAACAAGAAAAAAAUUACAUCACGCCCUAUUUGGCUACUGUUUGAAGCCUUGAUGUUUCAUAUAUAUGCACAUAUGUUGACUAACUCAGCAAAGACGAACAUAUGUGUCCAUGCAGACAGAAAAUUAGUUGAGAAAAGUACCUAAGACUUUCAAUUGCGGAAGAUGCAUAUGUAUUUUAUGUUGGUUGCUCUGCCUCCUGGUGAGGACGAGUGUUUGAGAAUGCAAAAUAUUUCACCAGCUAAUAGCUUGUUUCUACUUUUAAUUUCGGUUGCUAUAGAAGUAUUUUCCCUUUUAAAAACUUAUUUAAAAGAAUGAAAAAGAGGUAUAAUCAGUUUUUGUCAUGUCAUAAUCUAGAAAAUCAGUUGAAGUUGAUUUCAGCUAAUGGUUAUCGAAAUUUUCAUAGAAAUUUUCACCAUCUUUUAUUCAUUUAUUUAAUGAUAUUUCUUCAUUGCAACUGCCAAUGAACUCAUCAUAUUAUUAUUGUUGUUGUCGUUGUACCAUGAAACAUCUGUAUGCUUAGGUAUCACAUCACAAAAUUCUGGUUAUAGUUCAAGUACUUAUACUAUGCUAUUUGUG
Molecule: messenger RNA, 1307 nt
Organism: Pistacia vera
Lineage: Eukaryota; Viridiplantae; Streptophyta; Magnoliopsida; Sapindales; Anacardiaceae
Product: vesicle transport protein GOT1-like
Exons: 7
Coding region: 1-627 (208 amino acids)
Biological process (GO): endoplasmic reticulum to Golgi vesicle-mediated transport; retrograde transport, endosome to Golgi
Source: RefSeq, a predicted model, not a curated record